Cutaneotrichosporon oleaginosum is the source of this 895-nucleotide messenger RNA. RefSeq lists its product as uncharacterized. Gene Ontology annotation, biological process: ubiquitin-dependent protein catabolic process; protein polyubiquitination. The record is from RefSeq and is a predicted model, not a curated record. Gene Ontology annotation, molecular function: ubiquitin conjugating enzyme activity. NCBI's taxonomy places the organism in Eukaryota, Fungi, Basidiomycota, Tremellomycetes, Trichosporonales, Trichosporonaceae.
UCGCUAUCGUUGUCCUCUCAACCUCCAUCUCCAUCUCCCCCCGCUUUGUGCACCACCUCCCGCUUCGUCUCAGACACACCAUGCCCCCAACGCGUCCCGGCACGGGCACCGGCACGCCGCCCUACCCUACAUCGCGCCCGACCUCCAGCAAGCCCGGCACGCCACUGAGCAACACGGCGAACAGCUCCCUUCUUCUCCGCAAGCAGCUGCGUGAUCUCCAGAAGAACCCCGUAGAUGGGUUCAGCGCGGGCCUUGUUGACGAUGACAACAUUCUCGAGUGGUCCAUCGUCAUUAUGGGCCCCUCCGACACACUGUACGAGGGCGCCAUCCUCAAAGCACGCCUCAUCUUCCCGCCUGAAUACCCGAUCCUCCCGCCCAAGAUGAUCUUCGACACUGAGAUGUGGCACCCGAACGUGUACAACUCGGGGAGCCGCAAGGGCGAGGUUUGCGUGUCGAUCCUCCACGCACCAGGCGAGGACGAGUGGGGGUACGAGGACGCGAGCGAGCGAUGGCUCCCGGUCCACACUGUCGAGAGUGUUCUCAUUUCUGUCAUCUCGCUCCUCUCUGCGGACGUGCCAGACCUCAACUCGCCUGCCAAUGUCGACGCGGCGAAGCAGGUUCGCGAGGACUACGAUGGUUACAAGAAGAAGGUCAAGCGCCUUGUGCGCCGCUCGGCGGAGGAGGCCUACGACUAGGCAGCCAGAGGGCAGGGGAAGCAGUGACCUUUCCGCGGGCACUGCGGCACAUGCACGCACGGGGCUCCGUGCCACUUACAGCAAGGGCAGUUAAUGUACAACAUGAUGUUGCUCUGGGCGAGGCGAAAGAGAAACGCAGGGGGCGCAUCGAUUCGACACAGGCAAAAACGUGUGCCGGUUGUACAUUGACUGCUGAUACA